Archocentrus centrarchus (flier cichlid) is the source of this 1736-nucleotide messenger RNA. RefSeq names its product transmembrane protein 265 (gene tmem265). The record is from RefSeq and is a predicted model, not a curated record. The transcript is spliced from 2 exons. Bases 382 to 1446 code for a protein of 354 amino acids. NCBI's taxonomy places the organism in Eukaryota, Metazoa, Chordata, Actinopteri, Cichliformes, Cichlidae.
UGUUGCACCGCUCUGCCUCUUUUCACACGAGCCAUCUUCGCGGCAGGAUCGGUCUGCGGUCUCCACUUUUUUUUUUCUUCUCUUCAACGAUUCCGCCUCGUCGCUGAUGCCGCUCCACUUCUGACCGACUUCCCGGCUUGCUCCGCACAGCCGGAGCCGGGCUGAGCAUCAGCGGCGGCGGCGGCAGCAGCAGCCCUAGCCCUGCACGGCUCUCUGCUCCCGCUGCUAUUUCCAAAGAUAAAUCGACAACAGCAGACUCCGACACUGCGGGAGGCGACAGAUUCAGAUCCAGAACGAACCCCUGCAAUAGCCACGGAGGUAGCCCGGAGAAGGAGAGAUUUGCCAUGCCAGAUCUGCACGGAGGAAGAAAUCUUGAUAAGCAUGGUGCCUACGCCCCAGGUGUGCGUAUCAACCCUGGUCACGGUGAGCACGAUGGCAGUGGUGGACCUCUACUUGCUGGAGCAGAGCAUGCUGGGAGCUCGGGGUCUUUCAGGACCUAGUGUGUGGCAAUAUGUGGCAGUGUUGCUGGGUGAUCUGGGCUUCCUGCUCGCGCUGCGCUUUGUCUCAGCUGGCGUGGUGUCUGAGGCGCGUUCUCCACGUCGUGGAUUUGCCAAUGCCCUCUGGUUCCUGUUCCUGUCACUGCUCCAGCUCAAGCUCUUCUUCGUCUGCCACAAUUACAGGCAGGAGCGCCGGCCACCUGAUCCUCUGGCCAGAAAGACCCUGACGUUGCUGCUGUCCAUCUGCCUACCCUCCCUAUUUCUCAUCCUGACGGGAGCUGACCACAUGACCCCGCAGCGCAGGAAGCAGGAGGUGCGGGGCCGGCUCCUGUGGGUGGUGGUUGACUUGCUGGAUGUGCUGGACCUGCAGGCGGGGCUUUGGGAAGCCCAAGGAGGGUCUGCAGCAGGUACUGGCGGGAUUGUAGAGCAGAGGCUGCCCAUUUGGGCUGAGGGUCUGGUCUUCUUUUACUGCUAUGCCCUCCUGCUGCUGCUGCCGUGCGUGGCCCUCACAGAGCUGGGAGCCACUGGCCUCCCAGGACAGAGAGGACCCCGCAAGGAGGCUUUGUACCCUUGGCUCAGCUUGGUCACUAUCAAUAUCUUCACCCUGGCCCUGAGGGGUGCAGGCAUGCUGUGGUAUAGGGACCCCCGUGUGUCCACUGUGUUUCUGGGGAAGAACCUGCUGGCUCUGGCUGUGAAGCUGAGCUCAGCCUGGGAGAGACAUAAACAGGAGCGCGGUGCUGCAGGAGGUGGGACUGUGGCUGGAGCAGAACCAGGAGACUCAACCUUGCCAAACCAGUGUACAGAGCAGGGAGAGGGCCAGGCUCAGGGGAAAGCUCCUCCCUCUAAUUAUCACACGUUGUCUCGUUCUCAAAGCCACUCGCUCUCCCACGUCAGCUUGGAGCCCACAGCGACGCCUUUAGGACCCUCUUUCAUCUCUCAUGAACUUUAGAGAAUCACUCAACAUGCACGCAUACACAAAGGCAUGCACAAACAACCACAGUGAAAAUUCGGAGUAGCCAAGCCGGUAUCACAUCCAAACAGAUAACUGUACUGAAUUUCAGUAUAACAGCGGAGGAUAUAAUGCAGAACUGUGGAGAUGCAUUUGGCAAGCUUGGCUUUGUGCACAUUUUGUUGUGCUCAGAAUAACUCAAAAAGCAGUGCUCUGAUUUGUGGAAGUAUAUUUUUAAAAGUCAACACUGUGAACACAUCUGUCAGAUUGUAAAGACUAUUUCAGAAAUA